Molecule: messenger RNA, 4498 nt
Organism: Dicentrarchus labrax (European seabass)
Lineage: Eukaryota; Metazoa; Chordata; Actinopteri; Moronidae
Gene: rap1gds1
Product: RAP1, GTP-GDP dissociation stimulator 1
Exons: 15
Coding region: 378-2201 (607 amino acids)
Biological process (GO): positive regulation of GTPase activity
Cellular component (GO): cytosol
Molecular function (GO): guanyl-nucleotide exchange factor activity; protein binding
Source: RefSeq, a predicted model, not a curated record
UAAUUCCGUUUUGCCGGCUUGACUGGGGCAUGUCAGACUGAGCCAGUCGUCCAGGGGAGCGCCAGCAAGCAGGUCCCGACUGUUGGUGUGGAUAUGAGAGGAAGUCAGAUGUGUUAACGUGGUAGUAAGCCGGUGUACAGGCCGCUGUACAGCAGCAUCCAUCUGAGCGGGACUGCCCGACCGGCCCGGUGGCUGCUGUCGCUACCUAACUGGCUAGUUCGCUAGCUAACCUAAACCCGCUAACUUCACCAGUUUAAGGCGGUUUAAGGGACGAACAGUGUGGAGAAAGCGGGGCCUCCGGCUAGUUCGACUCGGUUUCCAGCUGACCCGGAGAGCUUAACACCCCGGUUUAUUUUCCGUAGCAACAUACUGCUGAGAUGGACAACCUAAGUGAAGCCCUGGAGAAGCUGAAGCUAGCGUCUACAGACAGCGCCACUGACAGCGUGGAGAGCUGCCUGGACUGCCUGCUGAAAGCACUCGCCAACAACAACACCGAGGCCAGUAUGAAGAUCCAAGAGAUGGGCGUCCUUCCCCUGCUCCCCACCCUGCUAAACCCCCAGUCUUCAUGCACCCCUAAAGUAGCCAACAUCAUAGCUGAGGUGGCCAAAAAUGAGUUCAUGCGGAGUCCCUGCGUUGAAGCUGGCCUCAUCCCUCCUCUAAUUCAGCUGUUAAACUCCACCGACCAGGAGGUUUUACUGCAGACUGGCCGAGCUCUUGGCAACAUCUGUUAUGACAGCCAUGAGGGCAGGAGUGCAGUUGACCUGGCAGGAGGGGCUCAGAUAGUAGCUGAACACAUUAAAUCCCUCUCCCAAAAUACUGAGCCGGAAAAUGAGAAGCUCUUGACUGUCUUUUGUGGCAUGCUGAUGAACUAUAGCAAUGAUAAUGAUUCCUUACAAGCCCAGCUGAUCAAUAUGGGUGUGAUUCCCACUCUGGUGAAGCUGCUAGGCAUCCAUUCCCACAACACUGCCCUGACAGAAAUGUGUUUAAUUGCCUUUGGGAAUUUGGCUGAGCUCGAGUCCAGCAAAGAGCAGUUUGCCUCCACCAAUAUCGCAGAGGAGCUGGUGCGUCUAUUCCAGAAGCAGACGGAGCACGAGAAGAAGGAAAUGAUUUUUGAGGUUCUAGCUCCACUGGCAGAAAAUGAUGUGAUUAAGCUGCAGCUGGUGGAGGCUGGCUUGGUGGAGUGUCUCCUGGAUGUGGUGGCUCAGACCGUAGACGGAGAGAGAGAGGAGGACAUCGCCCAGCUCAAGACUGCCUCUGACCUCAUGGUUCUCCUGCUGCUGGGAGACGAGUCCAUGCAGAAGCUGUUUGAGGGAGGGAAGGGCAGUGUCUUCCAGAGGGUCCUGUCCUGGAUUCCAUCUCACAACCAUCAGCUGCAGCUCGCCGGGGCUCUGGCCAUCGCUAAUUUUGCUCGCAACGAUGGGAACUGCAUCCACAUGGUGGACACUGGGAUUGUGCAGAAGCUUCUGGAGCUGCUGGACCGGCACGUCGAGGAAGGCAACGUCACUGUUCAGCACGCAGCACUGAGCGCCCUGCGGAACCUGGCCAUACCCGUGGUAAACAAGUCCAAGAUGCUGUCAGCUGGAGUAGCAGAUGUGGUGUUAAAGUUUUUGCAAUCAGAGAUGCCUCCGGUCCAGUUUAAACUCCUGGGGACGUUACGCAUGCUCAUCGAUACACAAGCUGAAGCCGCAGACCAGCUGGGAACCAACGGGAAGCUGGUGGAGAGGCUAGUGGAGUGGUGUGAAGCCAAAGAUCACGCAGGAGUGAUGGGCGAGUCCAACCGGCUUCUGUCGGCCCUCAUUCGACACAGCAAGUCCAAGGAAGUCGUCAGAACUGUGAUCCAGGGAGGAGGCGUCAAACAUUUAGUUACCAUGGCAACCAGUGAGCAUAUGAUCAUGCAGAAUGAAGCGCUGGUGGCUUUGGGUCUCAUAGCAGGACUGGAUUUGGUUGCAGCUGAAAAGGACUUUGUCGGAGCCAGCCUGGUGUCGGUGCUCCACAAGCUGCUGUCGGACGAGAGGAGCGCACCGGAGAUCAAGUACAACUCUAUGAUCCUCAUCUGUGCUGUGAUGGGCUCAGAGCCUCUCCACAAAGAAGUCCAGAGCCUGGCGUUCAUCGACGUGGUGUCCAAGCUGAGGGCUCACGAAAACAAAACGGUGUCACACCAGGCGUCGCUCACAGAGCAGCGAUUAACUGCCCAGAGCUAAAUGACUGUGUCCAACCCCCACCCACAACCCCCCACCCCACCCAAUGCCUGCCUGACCACCUGAUCACCCAAUGACACCUCAUGACUGCUCUCCAGUGCCCCAUCGUCAUGUGCCAAGGUACCAUGUCGCGUUAACUGCCAGCCAGACAUACCAGUCAUGUCUCUCCCCCGACCCUCUGCCCCGCCCACCUCCACCAGGGUUACACUGAUGUCAGUUCGCAAGACUUGUAUACAGAUCAGAAAAUCUGAGCAUUUUCUAAUUGAAGUUUUAUUUUAAAUUACAAGAAUUUGCCAAUGGAAUGCUUGUUAGGGUGGAAAAGCCUCUGAAACUAGUUUUAGACUACUGUGGGACACCAAAACUCUCUUCUGAAAGCCAUAAUAAUGAGAUUUAUUUAGGUGGGUUAGCAGGUCCUUAAGGCAGGGUGAGGCAGCUUUCAUUUCAGGCUUUACAGACCAACACCCCUUCAAUGUGGAGACACCUUUUUUUUUUUUUUCUUAUCUUAAACCAGCUACAUCAGUCUAACCCUGGUCCCCACCUCUACUUGUGCAUGCAUCUUCUGCUACAAGUAGCUCCACAGGAGCUGAGGCGCCAUAAACAGCCUAACGCAAUAGAUAAGAGAUGACACUCUUCUACGACCAUAGCUGUGAUACCAUCCGCCGGUAACCCACCAGUGAAAAAUGUGCACAAAAGAACAAAAAAAUACCUUCCUGUUGUGAUUUUUCUUUCAUUUCUAAGAAAAGCAGCCAUCCAUGAUGUGCCCAGUUGUGUCCCAUGUAGCUCGAGUAUAAAUUGACUAGAAACUGUGCAUGUUUUAGUCCUGUUGAAGGUGUGACAGUGUUCAUUUUACCUCUCUACCGCUCGCAUACAAAGUACAGCCCGCCCUCCUCCACUGACACCUCCAGUCUUGUACACCCCUUUUUUUCGCACUUGUUCUUUAAGACUAUACGAUCUAUAGAUUUUAUCAGAUUUUUAAUUCCACCUGCUCCAACAGCUGUACAGUAACGGUAGAGGCUCCACCCAAUCACUGAGAGAAUCAACCAUAGUGGAGAGCAGGGCUGUAGCCAAGCCUACCUUUGUUAGUCGAGUCCAGUUCUGUGAGCCCCGCUGGCCCUGAUCCAGGACAUUAUCAUGGUCUUGUGCUGCCAUCUCUCGGAAGUUGGACAUUUCAGUCGCUGAGCAGCUCCUCAAAACGAUUACAGGAAGAUUGUUGUAAAUAGAACCUCACCAAAUGGUAAGCAACCUUUUUGACAACAUGUAAGAUGGAGGGACUCAAUGGCAGGGGGGUAAAGUAACAAAAACAAUGAUUUUAAUCUGAACUAGAAAGGUCUCCUCCAUCAAAGUCAACAACAACAAUGAGAAAUCGAAGAUGGCCCAAAAUCUUUGAUUUAACAAGGUUGGUAUUGACUCCAGUUAAAGAGACCUUCUUGUUUCCUGUCUGGUAGUUUUGUCCCAUCUUACAGGUUGCUAAGAUUGCCUAUUUAACACCAGUCCAAUCAAUGCAUUACAGUUUGCCUAAUCAUUGUUUGACACUUUGCAUACCCAGAUCUCUACAGAUACAGUUCUUGUGUGUUGCACUGUGGGUAAAACUCUAGAAAAUAUCAAUAAAGGAUUAUUUCCUAUUUUUGGAUAGUCAGGAGAUGGUACAGUAAACUGUGAAGAGCAGCCAAGAACAAGAGAAGUUAAAGCAGGCCCGAGACUAAGAAUUGAGACUGAAGGGCUCCAGCCUAGGAUCCAGAUUCACUCCGUGGUCCCGUUAGAACACACAAUUGUGCCCUAAAACCUCCCAACACUGGAGCCCUGCAGGGCUCUGUAAGGAAACCAGGGAGCGCCAUUUUACAGUCCCAAAUAAAGCAGCCACCAUUCCUGCGUGUGUGUGCAGUAUGUGUGUGUGUUGUGGAUGUGCUCAUUGGGGUAGGCAGUGAGAACGGGUAACUGAAUGCAGACACACAACAGUCACUGCACCUACGCGCCCUCCAGAGGACAGCUCUCUAUGUGCAACGGGUGGUUCUUCUAGUCAGAGGGAUUCCUGCUAACAUGCACACCUCAGCAUGUCAGACACUGUACCCCCCCCGUUAACAUGCCACGGUGUGUUCCUGCCCUGGGCCCACGCUUUUUUUUAAAAAGGUAUGAAUGGUUAUUUAUCAGAUUUGUGCUCUUCUACAGACACAUGCCAGUGGAGAUGUAUCCAUAGUAACUGCGUAAAAAUACUAUAAACUUAAAUGUUUGUUGUAAAUGUCAUGAGUUGUACAUUUGGAGGAUUGUAACUCAGCAGAUAAUUAAAAGAUGAUAGCUGGUGA